Molecule: messenger RNA, 1380 nt
Organism: Trypanosoma grayi
Lineage: Eukaryota; Euglenozoa; Kinetoplastea; Trypanosomatida; Trypanosomatidae
Product: DNA repair protein
Exons: 1
Coding region: 1-1380 (459 amino acids)
Biological process (GO): resolution of mitotic recombination intermediates; telomere maintenance via recombination; double-strand break repair via synthesis-dependent strand annealing
Cellular component (GO): Rad51C-XRCC3 complex; replication fork
Molecular function (GO): ATP binding; four-way junction DNA binding; ATP-dependent DNA damage sensor activity
Source: RefSeq, a predicted model, not a curated record
AUGGGAUCCAUUGAAGCAGGAACACCACUGGCUACUCGUAUCGAACGCCUCGUUCCGCGUCUACAGGAGGAUGCAAUGGAGCAUGCCCUUGCUGGUGCUUUGUUGCGGUGCUGUGUGGAGUGGGGCAUCGCCUCGGAGGCGGAAUUGCUGCUACUACUAACAAGCGACCGCCCGUUUGUCCAGCGGAGGGUGCUGUUGGCGGUAGCACAAGAUCAGAGACAACAGACGUUUUGCCAUCCUGCAGAGGUGCAAAUUUUUAUUGAAAAACUGCUUUUGGCGUUAAGCAUGCAGCACCUCUCACAGAAAUUCACUUCAGUGGUGGACACAGACAUAGAUACAGAUCCUUCCUUUAUGCCAAGAAGUGUGGCGGAUAUGCUUCUUCCAGCUCCAGCUGUCGCCGAUGGGUCUACUCCUUCCACGGCAGCACGUGAAGGCUCCCAUUUCUUCACCACAGGCUGUCCUUCUCUGGACCAGCUCUUCGGCGGCGCCGGCUGCCGUCCAGGCACGAGUUCAGCGGAGAGUGGCAUCCGUGCCGGGCUCCUCACAGAAAUCUAUGGUGAGGCGGGAAGUGGAAAGACACAACUCGCCUUACAGUGCCUACUGCAUUGCGUCGCACAUCACCAGUGUGCGCUGCUAGAUCCUACUGGUGCUGGACGAGAGGGCUGCGUUAGUGUAUCCACAACAGGUGUGGCGGCGUUGUAUAUCGCCUCGGAAGAUUUCCCGGCAAGCCGACUUGCGUCGCUAGCGGCAGGUGCAGUAAAACGGGAGAAACAAAAGGCACUUCGCGCCGUGUCGCACCUCCCGUCAUCGACGUUAGCCCAGCUGAAGGCCUCCUUGGAUGCUGCAGUGACGGUGAAGUCUGUAAUGGCCGGACUGCACAUCCGAUGCAUAAAAUCUCUGAAAAUCCUAUUGCGGCUGCUCUCCGACGGAACACUGACUGGUGCAUUUCACGCGUUGGGCGGCCGUGGGAUAGUUGUGGUAGACUCCAUCGCAGGGGCUGCUGCUGCUGCUGGUGCUGGUGCCAGCGGCCCCAUAAAUGGUAGUGGCGAGAAUGACAGGUGGGAGAUGGCGUCUGAUUUAGUGGCUGUGGGGUCUCUCUUGAAGGCGUUCGCCGUACAGGAGGUGGCCGCCGUGCUUGUCACCAACCAGGUGCGGUCGCUGCUGUCCGUUGGCCGGCUGCAGCGGCACGCUACAGACAUAGUGGUGCCUGCACUCGGUAUUCAAUGGUCACUGGCGCCGCACGUCCGCGUGCAUCUGCGACGCCUGCACGCUGCGUCGGGGACGGUGCGGCGACAGCUCACUGUUCUCUACGGCCCCGCACACCCGCCUACAUGUGGCGUGUACGUCAUUGAGUCCGACGGUAUUCGAGACGACACGUAA